Molecule: messenger RNA, 1607 nt
Organism: Elgaria multicarinata webbii
Lineage: Eukaryota; Metazoa; Chordata; Lepidosauria; Squamata; Anguidae
Gene: NUBPL
Product: NUBP iron-sulfur cluster assembly factor, mitochondrial
Exons: 11
Coding region: 66-1004 (312 amino acids)
Biological process (GO): mitochondrial respiratory chain complex I assembly; iron-sulfur cluster assembly
Cellular component (GO): mitochondrion
Molecular function (GO): 4 iron, 4 sulfur cluster binding; ATP-dependent FeS chaperone activity; ATP binding
Source: RefSeq, a predicted model, not a curated record
GGGGUUCUUGAAGGCUUGAAUAGCUUAAGAGGCGCUACACCGGGGUAACAUACUUUAAGAUUAAAAUGAGACGGUUCAACUCGUUAUUGGCGGCUGGCAAGCAGUCGCCUUUAAGGCUGCUAAAUGUAGUGGCGGUAAACUUAAAAAAAAUGUCCUCAAGUGCAAAAGAUGCGACCCUCAAAGAGAAGCAAAGCAAAAUCAUGGCCAGAGGACUUCCAAAGCAAAAGCCAAUUGACGGAGUUAAAGAAGUGGUGGUUAUAGCUUCUGGGAAAGGGGGUGUUGGAAAGUCAACAACUGCUGUGAAUGUAGCCCUUGCACUGGCAGCAAAUGAUUCAACAAAAGCAGUUGGUUUGCUUGAUGCAGAUGUAUAUGGGCCUUCCAUACCAAAAAUGAUGAACUUGAAAGGAAGUCCAGAAGUGACAUCAAAGAACUUAAUGCGACCGCUUGUGAAUUAUGGAAUUGCCUGUAUGUCUAUGGGUUUCUUGGUAGAAGAGACAGCACCAAUUGUGUGGAGAGGACUCAUGGUAAUGUCAGUUAUAGAGAAAUUAUUGAGACAGGUUGACUGGCACCAACUGGAUUAUCUGGUAAUUGACAUGCCUCCUGGGACAGGAGAUGUACAACUGUCAAUCUCGCAGAAUAUCCCAAUUGCAGGAGCCGUGAUUGUGUCCACGCCUCAAGAUAUAGCUUUAUUGGAUGCACGCAGAGGAACUGAGAUGUUCAGAAAAGUAAACGUGCCAGUUUUAGGGCUUGUUCAAAACAUGAGCGUUUUCCAGUGCCCAAAAUGCAAACAUGAAACCCAUAUUUUUGGAGCUGAUGGCGUGCAGAACCUAGCCACCAAUCUUGGUCUGGAUGUUUUAGGUGACAUUCCACUACAUGUUCACAUAAGAGAGACAUCUGAUGCUGGCAAACCUAUUGUGGUUUUACAACCCCAGAGCAAUGUGACUCAAGCCUAUUUGAAGAUUGCUGCUGAAAUAGUGAAAAGACUGCCACUUUCUCCAACUUAAAGCCAACAUUUUGAAGAUCUGUGACCGGACUUUAACCAGCUGUGGUGUGGCAUAGGAUGUAACACAAGAAAUAUUGUUAAAUUAUGGAACCGAUCCUGUCUUGCAUUUUAUGAAUAAAACAGAGAUUGUAUAUCACGGAAAGCAUUGCAGUUGAAUAUAUUAUUGUCAGUCCCUAGCUGCAUCCAGUUUAGUAAUCAAAGUACCAUCUUGCUGUAUAUAUAUUGAAUAUUUGUGGUGGACUUUCCAUAUCCUCUAACAGCAAGAAGAGCUAAAUCUGUGGAACUUAAGAUCUUCAGUGCAUCCUUCAGUAGUCCUGUUACUAAAUGGGAAGGUCUGUUCGGAUAUAAAAUUGCUGCAGCUUUUUACCAUCUUCUAGAGGUACACUGCCAAAUAUUAAAAUGCACCACCACAUAUAAGCUGUUGUUCAUUUCUGACUACAUAUAAGCAGUUUUAUUUCUGACUUGCGUUUGCAUUCAAGGGAAAAACAUGAGGUUAGAUCCAGAAUCUACUGCCUUCAGAUAGAAGGGUUCCUUCCAUCUCCAGGAAACUUCUGAUCAAGCAGAGGAAACCCCAUUGGAAGAAUGGAGAAGGUGAUCCCCUAUG